UUUGUGAAAUAAUCCCUAAAGAAAAGCCCAUUUGUAAUGGCAAGGCAAGAGUGGAUGUAUGGGCUUUUUUAUGUGUAGGUUAGGUCCAUAAAGUGUGGCCCAAACAGAAAAGAGAGAAUUGUUGCUCAAGCCAAAACCAUCAGACCUUCCUUACUUCCUUUCUCUCUCGUCUCAAUUCAAUUCCCUCAAAUCAAAAUCAAAAUCAAAAUCAAUUUCAAAAUCAAAUCAAGAAUGGAUUUGAAGGUUGAUCUGGAUGCUCCACACUCCAUGGGCACCACCAUCAUUGGUGUUACUUACAACGGCGGCGUUGUUCUCGGAGCUGAUUCAAGAACUAGCACUGGAGUUUAUGUUGCUAAUCGCGCAUCGGACAAGAUUACUCAGCUUACUGAUAAUGUCUACGUUUGUCGCUCCGGAUCGGCUGCUGAUUCUCAGAUUGUUUCGGACUAUGUGCGUUACUUUCUUCAUCAGCACACGAUACAGCUAGGCCAACCUGCAACUGUCAAAGUUGCUGCCAAUCUCAUCAGGCUUUUGUCUUACAAUAACAAGGAUAUGUUACAAACUGGUAUGAUUGUUGGUGGAUGGGACAAGUAUGAAGGUGGAAAGAUCUACGGAGUUCCUCUUGGUGGAACCAUAGUCGAGCAGCCAUUCUCGAUUGGUGGAUCUGGCUCCAGUUAUUUGUACGGAUUCUUUGACCAAGCGUGGAAAGAAGGAAUGACCAAAGAGGAGGCUGAGAAACUAGUGGUGAAGGCAGUUUCCCUUGCCAUUGCUCGUGACGGUGCAAGUGGAGGUGUUGUUCGUACUGUCAUCAUUAAUUCCGAGGGAGUGACAAGAAACUUCUACCCGGGAGACCAACUUCCACUCUGGCACGAGGAGUUAGAGUCCCACAAUUCGUUACUAGACAUAUUGAACUCUGCGAGUCCAGAGCCAAUGAGCAUACAAUGAUGAGUCCAGAGCCAAUGAGCAUACAAUGAUGAUGAGCUUUCUAUCGUUUGUUACUGUUUAAUUACCUCUUCGAACUCUUGUGCAAGGCUUUGUGUACUUUAAAGUUUAAACUAAACUUUAGAACAAAUAUUUCAUCUCACCUCUAAAUUAAUUUUUAUAAUUGUGAUUUUGAUUA
Messenger RNA from Cannabis sativa, 1117 nucleotides. RefSeq names its product proteasome subunit beta type-6. The record is from RefSeq and is a predicted model, not a curated record. Gene Ontology annotation, cellular component: proteasome core complex. Bases 232 to 942 code for a protein of 236 amino acids. Lineage: Eukaryota; Viridiplantae; Streptophyta; Magnoliopsida; Rosales; Cannabaceae. Gene Ontology annotation, molecular function: threonine-type endopeptidase activity. The transcript is spliced from 8 exons.